CGCUGGAGGACGGAGACAGGACGACUAUGUCCACUCUGGGCUGGUAGCGCCACUAGGCGCUCAGUGCGGUGCGGGCUCACUAGACGGAGCGCGCUGCGGGGAGUUCUGCCUUCUUGAUCUUCACCCUUUUUGACCUUGAUCUUCACCCUUCUUGACCUUCACCCUUCUUGGAGACAGACUGGCAAGAGGAGGAGGGACUUCGUCCAAACGCUAGGUGGCUGGGUCCAGGUGCCUACGUUUUGACUUGGUUCCUGAGGUAGCUGCUUGGUCUGACGUUCCAGGAAGGAUUCUAUUCCCAGACAGCCGGAGAUCACACCAAGGAGAUUAUCAGGCUCUUGGUUCUUGAGUAGUACCUGAGAAGCUCAAGCCUUGGGUGUGAGCUCGACAGCCAGACAGCUGUGAGAAGCUGGUUGCACUGCUGGAGAAUCCCAGGAUGUACCAGCGUGAAGACGACGCCAACAGCAACGGCGACAUGAGGUGGAACCGAGGAGGAACACCCCCGGCCCGCCCAGCGCCCUCCUUCAGCAGCGACCGGGACCGGGAUCGGGACGGGGACUGGGAUCGCAGGGGCAGAAGCAGGGACGUGGAGCCGCGUGACCGCUGGGCACACAGCAGGAGCCCCAGAGGCAGGCUGCCUCAUCGCGACCUUUCCCUGCCUGUGAUGGCCAGGGCAAGUUUCCAGAUGGAAAGAGAGGAGGACGGUGUCUCCAUGGAUUACGAGUCCCGAUCCCAGGAUGCCGAGUCAUACCGGAGUGUUAUGGAGGCCAGCGAGGACAGGAAGUCUCAGAACCCGAUCCAGGACAACAUGGAGAACUACAGGAAGCUGCUGUCACUGGGGGUGCAGCUUGCUGAAGAUGACCGCCACUCCCACAUGACACAAGGCCACUCCUCCAGAGCCAAGCGAAGUGCCUACCCGAGCACCAGUCGCGGUCUGAAAAUUAUGCCUGAAGCCAAAAAGCCAAGCCACCGUCGGGGGAUCUGUGAGGAUGAGUCUUCUCACGGAGUGAUCAUGGAAAAAUUCAUCAAGGAUGCAGCACACGGCUCCCGGUCGGGAAGAGCCAGGGAGCCGAAUGAUCGGCUGCAGAGGUUCCCCAGAGUGCCAGAUGACCACUGGAGGGACAGUUCGUUAAACCGCAGGGAGCCACUGGCCCCUCAGAGGGGCUAUGAGGGGAGCGCAUUUAGGGGAGGCUUCAGGUUCAACCCCAACCUGAUCUCUAGAAGGAGGGCUCUGGAGAGGAAAAGGCGCUAUCAUUUUGACACAGAGGGGAAGAGCGGGGCUCAUGAGCAUAAGGGCAGUGCCAGGAAGAAGCCCUUUGAGUGUGGCAGUGAAAUGAGAAGGGCCACGGGCACGAGCAGCCUGGCCUCAGCCUCCUCCUCAGAGUCACAGCCCAGUGACCUGGGGGCGACACCCUACGUGUGUGACGAGUGUGGGCGCUCCUUUACCGUCAUAUCAGAGUUCGUGGAACACCAGAUCAUGCAUACGAGGGAGAAUCUCUAUGAGUAUGGCGAGUCCUUCGUUCAGAGCUCUACUCCCAGUGAGGGUCCGAGCCAGAGUCAUCAGAGUGGAGGGAAACGCUUUGAGUGUAGAGAGUGUGGGGAAGCCUUCACUAAGAGCGCCGCCCUGGCGGAGCACCGCAGAAUCCAUGCCAGAGAGUACCUGGCUGAGUGUAAGGACCAGGAGAGUGAGGAGCAGGCCCUGCCCAGCCCAACCUUCAGUGAGCUUCAGAAGAUGUAUGGCAAAGACAAAUUCUAUGAGUGUCGUGUGUGUAAGGAAACCUUCCUUCACAGUUCUGCCCUCAUUGAGCACCAGAAAGUCCAUGAGGUAGGGAGCUGUGGUGGAGAUGAGGCCAGUGAGCGUGACCAUGAGCCAGGGCGUGGGGCAGCCUUCAUGCCCGGCGCAGCCCUGAGAGAAUUUCAGAAAAUGUAUGGCAAAAACAAGAUCUACGAGUGCAAGGUGUGUGGGGACUCCUUCCUCCACAGCUCCUCUCUGAAAGAGCACCUCAAAAUCCAUGCCAGGGGAAACCCAUUCGAAAGCAAGAGCCCAGCCUGUGAGGGGGCCUUCACACCUAGCCCAUCCCUCAAAAGACGUCAGAAAACUUACACCAAGGAGAAGUUCUUUGACGUUAAAGAUGGCCGGGAUCCCUUUAUGCAAAAUGCAGACCUCAGUGAGCAGCAGAAAAUUCAUUCUCGAAAGAACUUCUUCAAUGGCCGUGGAUAUGAGAAGUCUGCUGUGCAUAGCAUGCCCUUCACUGAAUCUCAGAAGAGUCACACCAUCACGAGACCACCUGAGGAUGAGGAAGAGAAGAAGGCAUUCACCAUCAGCUCUAAUCCUGAUGAAGCCCAGACACCUCCCACGAAGGAAAAUGCCUACGAGGGGAAGUUCUAUGAGAAAUCUAAUACUCACCGCUUAGGCUCUGCAGAAGCUCAGAAAAGUGUGGCUGGGUUCACUAAACCCACAGUGCCCGCAAUGCCCGCCACGCACAGCUCAGAGGUCCCCAACUACAUGAAAGCCCGUUUUGGAGAGAAUUCCUCUGCAGGGAAGGAAUACUUGGCUUCCAUUACCCGUAGCCUGGCUAUUCCCAGAUCUCUGAAGCGUUACUAUGUUAACAAAGAGGCAGGCUGUGAUGAGAAGGGAGAGUCCUCCACUUACCUCUCAGACCUCCACAACAAGCGCCAGAAGAUUCCUGCCAGAGAGAGCCCUUAUGAUGGGGAUAGUAAUGAUUACAGAGAUGCCACCAUGCCAAGCACAUCCUAUGCAGAGCCUCAAAGAAGCCUUGCUGGAGACAGAGCACGUGAAUUCAAACAAGAUGGUGUCUUUUCAGUCCCCACCACCAGUGUCCGCAGCCACCAGAAAGCUCGUGCCAAGAAGAAGUACAUUGAGCCCACUGUCUAUCAUUCCCUACCUUUUGGUGAGCUGCCAAUAGUUCGCCCUAGAGAAAAGCUCUACGAAUGCCAGGAGUGUGGCGAGUCCUUUUAUCGUAGCUCUGACCUCAUUGAGCACCAGAAGAUUCAUGACCGAGAAAAGCCCUCUGGAAGUGGGUACUAUGAGCGAUCUAUCAAUCACAGCAUGACCACUACUAGUCCUCAGACAAGUUAUACCCAAAAGCAGUAUGCUGAAGAACAAGCACAUGACAAAUCCAACAAGUCUGCUACCAACAACAGCCUCCCUGUGCAAUGGAACAUCUGUACCCAAGAGAAGACUCCUGGGGAGGAAACCUAUGCUGAGAAGACCCAAGGUCAGACCCAGGAGCAGAAGAUGGACAGUCAGGAGACUCAGGAGCAGAAGAUGGAUGGUCAGGAGGCCCAGGAGCAGAAGAUGGAUGAUCAAGAGACCCAGGAGCAGAAGAUGGACAGUCAUGAGAUCCAGGAUCAAAAGAUGGACAGUCAGGAGAUCCAGGAUCAGGAGAUAGAUGGUCAGGAGAUCCAAGAUCAGAAGAUGGAUGAUCAGGAGAUCCAAGAUCAGGAGAUAGAUGAUCAGGAGAUGGAUGCUCAGGAGACCCAGAGUCAUGAGAUGGAUGCUCAGGAGACCCACUGUGAAGACACCUGUGAUCAGGGGAUCAACAGUGAGGAAAGCCAGGGUCAGGAGAUGGAUGACCAGGAGAGCCAAGAUCAGGAGACAGGUGAGGACACUAUCAGCCAGGUGUCAAGCUCGGAUGAGCAGAAGGAUGAGCCUGAAGACACCAUCUAUGAAUGUCAGGAAUGUGGGCUGGGCUUCGUGUACCUCACAGACCUCACAAGCCAUCAGGACGUGCACAGCAGGAAGUGCCUCGUUGACAGCCGUGAAUACGCGCUCUCAGAUGUACACAUGCAUUCCCUCAGUGAGUACCAGAAGGAGUGCGCUGGAGAGCAGCUCUUUGAGUGCCCCAAGUGUGGUGAGUCUUUUAUCCAUAGCUCCUUCCUGUUUGAGCAUCAGAGAGUCCAUGAGCAAGAUCAGUUGUAUUCUGUGAAGGGUUGCGAUGAUGGUUUUAUCUGCCUCUUGCCAGUGAAGUCGAGGAGGAGCCGAGCUGCUGAGAGGAACCCCGCCGUGGCGGGGGCGGCCAUCCGCUGCCUGCAGUGUGGGCAGGGCUUCAUCCACAGCUCAGCCCUCAACGAGCACCUGCGGCACCACAGGGAUGAAGAGUUCCUGGAGCAAACGGAAGGGGGCGAGGAGAUCUUUAUCCAGACCCUGGCCCUCACCGAGUUCCAGGGCAGUGAAACCGAGGAGAAGCUCUUCGAGUGCACCGUCUGUGGAGAGUGCUUCUUCACAGCCAAGCAGCUGGGAGACCACCACACCAAGGUGCACAAGGAUGAGCCCUAUGAGUACGGGGCCUCCUUCACCCAUGCCUCAUUCCUCACUGAGCCCCUCCGGCGGCCCGGGCCCUUCUAUGAGUGCAGGGACUGUGGGCAGGCCUUCAUGCAUGACACAAUCCUCACCAAGCACACGGUGUUUGACCCUGAAGAUGAAGAGGAUGAUGAUGAGGAGGAGGAGGAGGAAGAAGCGGCCACCGCACAGGAGGUUGAAGUCAACGUCCUCAUUCCGCAGGAAGUUCUGCGCAUCCAAGGGUCAAAUGUAGAAGCUGCUGAGCCAGAGGUGGAGGCGGCUGAGCCAGAGGUGGAGGCGGCCGAGCCAGACGUGGAGGCUGCAGAGCCGGACGGAGAGGCAGAAGGACCUGAUGGAGAGGCGGCUGAGGCAGAUGGGGAGGCUGAACAGCCCAACGGAGGGGCCGAGCACCCCAAUGGGGAUGCUGAUGAGCCAGAUGGUGUGGGCAUUGAAGACCCAGAAGAAAGGGUGGAGGAGCCUGAGGGGGAUGCUGACGAGCCGGAUGCGGCGGGCAUCGAAGACCCCGAGGAGGAGGGCGAGGAGCAGGAGAGGCCUUACUACAACUGCCAGGAGUGCACUGAGACCUUCACAUCCAGCGCAGCCUUCGGGGAGCACCUGCGAGCCCACGCCAGCCUGGUCCUGCCCAGCAACGCCCCAGGAGAGGGCGCAGGCCCCAGUGCGGCCCAGUGGGUUGACCACCAGUACUUCAGAUGUGACGUCUGCGGCCAGCUCUUCAACGACCGCCUGUCCCUCGCCAGACACCAGAACACCCACACCGGCUGAGCAGAAGGGGCCGCCACGCCUCCCUGCCCAGAGCUGGACCGUGCCAAAACACAGAGAACUGAACUUAUUCCAAUACCAAGAAACCACCUUAGGACAUGCACACCCAAGGUAGCAUAGACAACCCAGACUGGACCGUGAAGCCGCCUUUCCUCCUAGCUGCUAAGGUGGCCACCGCUGCAGCUGGGGAAAGGUGCUGCACGCAGCACAGCCUCACCCUCUACUCGAGGGACCAGACUAAAGACACACCUUAGCGAACUUCCAGUGUCACUCCCAUCCCUGGAGCGACUUUUCCUGCCAUGUACAUAAAUGAGCAAAUCGUAGCCAAAAUGGGAUCAUGUUUAUUUGGAUUUAAUGUGAUAAACGGUCACAGUUUACUGGGCAGAGGUACCUUUCCUGGUUCUCUGAUUUUUAUUUUCUUUUUUGGAGGAGGAAGAGAGCAACAAAUUAGAAUAUAUUUGUAAGUGUCUUAGAUCCUGAAAAAGAUUUACUGUGCUUGAACUGAACCCACUAGUUUCCCUUUUUGAGUGCUGUGUUUGAUCUCUUGUCAAUUGUCUUGUGAGGUGCAGACACGGGCGGGAAGGAGUCUCUUCUCUUUGUGUUUGAGAGAGAAGUAGUUUGAACUUCCUCCAGCACCUGUCUAUCUGCACCUAAACCACAGAGCCGCGAGCAUUUCCUUGCUCCGACGGUCUUUGUCACCCAGGCCCACUUGUAGCCACAUUGUACCUAUCUUGCUGUGGUUCUCACACAAAUAUUAGUUGGGUUUUUAUAUGUGUUGUUUUGUUUUUAAUAGCUAACUCGGUGUGUGUUAAGUAGUGAAUCAAGACUUUUCCCUGUAAAUGUUUUAUCGCUGCCUUUAAAGAAUGGGUUGUAACCAUGGCUAGAUCACAGCAGUGCCUGAGGAGCUGGCCAGCCUGGAGCGGCUCCCCACCGUCCUGGCAGCGUCAGCCCUGGUGGCUUCAUUCCAUGCUGCCACAAGUCGGCUUACCCCUGGGUGCCCAGGGGCCAGCCUCUAGACUUUUCUAUUGCUCAGUUCUCCUGUUCUUUACCUGUCUGAGUCUGUAACCCUGCGUCUAACUUGCAUUUAAAAAAAAAAUUUUUUUAAAGCAAAAACACACAAAAAAAGCUUUCUUUGUAGUCAACCCAAGCUUGUGCUAUGGACUCAGCUCCCCAGCAGCCUUGAUUUGCUUUGCUGCCUUUGAUCCUUCUCUUUCAAGCUUCCUGCGCAUUUCUGAGCUGUCAAUUUUGUGUCGUGUUCUCUGACCUGAUUUUUCCUCUUAAUCACAAAUUGGCCUCAGAACUUGGGGUCCCUAUGUCCUCCUUUGCUCCUUUGCUUCCCCUCCCCUCGCGUAAUGGCUAGAUAAACAAAAAAAUGUUGGCCUUGAGUUGGCUGGGGAAAAAAAAAAUUUAAAAUUUAAAAAAUUCAAAAAAAAAGGAAAGAGAUCUGUGGAGAAGAGUACAGACGUGAGUGCAGGCGUCUGACAAGUGCUACACGUCGGGCUCUUCCUCCUCCAGGUCUGUAGGCAAGGCAAGGUGUGUGGGAAGUGUGAGGAUGAGGGAGUGCCAGAGCCCAGGGAGGUGGGAGAGCUGAGCUCCAGGAACAAGAACGCCAAAGAGGGGGCUCCUCACACACACACACGCUUGCACGCCCGGGGCCUGGGAGGGGAAGGAGCGGGCUGGAGGCCGGGGUGGCAAGAACGAAUUGAGCAGUGUCCUGGGCAGUUUGGAAGAAGUUGAAGGUUGUCAGCAUAGAAAGACACAAGGUUGGAACUGACACCCAGGGAAACUGAGGAGCGGUGGGUACGCUGCAUUGGUAUGAAUUUGGGGGUUUGUUAUUGCUGGCUUUCAGAAAGAAACUUGCCAAGAAGUUAGGGUGUCCAUUCCAAUUUUGAGUGGAAGUGCAGGAACAGUAUCAAUGCCAAACAGCAGAACGAUUAAGUAAAUGUACCCUUCAACUCUUGCAGCUGUUUAAAAAUGAUAAUCACAAAGAGUUAUGUAGCAAUGGAAAUAUAUUUACAGAAUAGUACGUGGAGAAAGCAGGACACAAAAUUAUAUUUAUACUACAAUUAUAACUGUUUAAAGAGGUAUGCUUAUAGUCAAAAGCUAUUGUGUUGUAGGCAUAUAGUCGAACAUUAUUUUCUUAACUUUCUUGAAUGUCCUUUCAUGGUAGUGUUAGUACAAAGUUAAUGGUCCUAUUUCCAUUGUGAACAUGAUUUGAACUCACUAUAAAUCAUUUGGAAAACAGAAAAGUGGAGGAAAAAACUAUCCACCCCCUGACCAUCCAAAGACAGAUAUAUUCUUCAAUAUCAUUCUUGUCUCUGUGCACGUUUAUGAUUAUAACUGUCAAAAUGUGUAUUCAAGAUACCUGUUAAAUUACUCGUGGAAUUAUGACUAAAUACCUUCAUCACUAUUUUCUCCUUUAAAAUAAUGUCCUGGUAACAGCAUUUGUUCUAUAUGUCACUAUUUCAAGCAUCAUACACACCCUGAGGAGAAAUUGGAAAAUAGAGAAAAUUUAGGAAAGGGAAAAAAAAUCAAUCCAUAUUCCCCAACAUCCAACAACUACCAUUAAGAUCAUUGUAUUUCCUCCAUCUUGUAUCCGUGCACAAUCUUGUGACUAGAACAGUGUUAAAUAUGUCUACAUAAAGUCUAAAAUGAAAAGAAAUGUGGAAAAUAAUUAAAAUCGUGUCGUGGGAUUAUGGUUAAAUAUUUUGUUCCAAAUUUCUAGAAUAAUCUUUGGCCUUUUGGUAACAAGCUUUAUGUACGUAUUUUUCCAUGACAAACUCAAUACAUGCUCAUAGAAAACUGGGCAAUUCAGUAAAGUAGAAGGAAAUCCACUUGUGCUCCCAACAAUUAGCGUUACCACCUUGAUCUGUGAUAAGAUGCACAAGUGUGAAAGACAGGAAGAAAUCUGGAGACAAAUCAAGAGCUAGCUCUGUGGUUGUUGUGGAAUUGCCCUUUGCUGUACUGCCUCAGUUUUUCUGAGUGAUCUUUCUCAUAGUGUUUGGGUAGUUUGCUUCUAUUAUCAUAUAUCUCAUUAUAUAUGCAGUAUCUGUUCAUUAUAGAAACCUUGAAGCUGUGGCAAUGUAGAAGAAACUCGCCAUAUUUUCACCGUCCAAAGGCCGUGGUUAACAUCUUGACGUAUUCAUCUUGUCUCUGUGCACAAGCUUUUGGUUCGUUAAUAUGGUUGUAGUUGUUCUACCUGUAAUAGUGUCAUCAAUAAAAAUAAAGUUAAAAAUAAGGUAU
Messenger RNA from Dipodomys spectabilis (banner-tailed kangaroo rat), 8323 nucleotides. RefSeq names its product paternally expressed 3 (gene Peg3). The record is from RefSeq and is a predicted model, not a curated record. The coding region runs from base 434 to 5083 and encodes 1549 amino acids. Lineage: Eukaryota; Metazoa; Chordata; Mammalia; Rodentia; Heteromyidae. The transcript has 11 exons.